Penicillium alfredii is the source of this 957-nucleotide messenger RNA. Its product is annotated as SMP-30/gluconolactonase/LRE family protein. The coding region runs from base 1 to 957 and encodes 318 amino acids. The transcript is spliced from 4 exons. The record is from RefSeq and is a predicted model, not a curated record. Lineage: Eukaryota; Fungi; Ascomycota; Eurotiomycetes; Eurotiales; Aspergillaceae.
AUGUUCACGGCUCCCUGGGAAAGUGAUGUGUCAAAUGCUGCCCUGGCAAAGACGUUAUCCCGAGUCAACACAACCGACUUUGUCGCCUAUGACCCCAAAUUCUUCAACAUCAUUGGACCUAGCGCCACAAUCGAGCAUUAUCUUUUGGAUGUCGAUUCCAACAAGCUGAAGAAGAUUGUCCCGGACCCGCCCACCGUCAACGCGCAUGGCUGUGUGCACUACGACGGGAAGCUGCACGUCGUCACGGAUGGUAGCCGAGACAACGAGACGGGAGCGUUGGUGCAGAUUGAUCCACACUCCCUCAAGAAGAAGGUCUUGCUCAAUAAUUUCUUCGUCCAGCCCUUUGCGGGCUUCAAUGACCAGGAGAUGGAUCGCGCAGGCAACUUCUGGCUCACGGACUCCAGGUCGGCUGCAGAUGGAUUCGAGACAGCUUAUGUUGGACGAGAGGUUGUCGACCUUGUCCCGCCUACCAAUCCCUCGAUUUAUUUCGUCGAAGCUCACACUAUGCGCGCCAAAGUCGUAUGGACCACGACUGGCAAUGCCAACGGUGUCGCCGUCGUCCCAGAUAGCCGUACCAUCUAUGUCCCCGACACAGGAGUAUCGAAAUUCCGACCCUCAAAGAAGAAUCCAUACGGGAACCGUCAGCUAAGGGCCUUCACGGUCUCGAAGUCCGGCUCGGUACUCCCAAACCAGCGGAUACUGGGGAGCCCCAUUUCGUACUUUUACGAUGGAAUCCGCGCAUCACGAGAGGAAUGGUUGUUUGCGGGAUCCGGAAAUGCCGUCGAUGUCAUUGACCCCGAGACCGGGCUUAUUUUGGGAUCCAUCGGCGUUGGAGGAGGCGAGAAUGUGGCGGCUAGUGUGGCCUUUGGUCGUAAUGAGCUGUGGAUUGUCGGGAGAGGGGGGGGGGGCGUGUGGCACGAUAAGAACUUGAAGGCACGGUUGCAGCGCGACUGGUGA